Molecule: messenger RNA, 438 nt
Organism: Ilyonectria robusta
Lineage: Eukaryota; Fungi; Ascomycota; Sordariomycetes; Hypocreales; Nectriaceae
Exons: 1
Source: RefSeq, a predicted model, not a curated record
AUCCAAUUGGCGUUUCUUUCAUCAGAAUCUCUUUCUGGUAUUCACAGUCGCCGCGCCGGCUGUAUGAGAAACGCCCAGACCUGCCAGAGCCAGCACUCAACGUUCUCUGUCAGCUCCAAAGUGGUAUACCAGGAUCCGAGCACGUCGACCAAGAGUUUCACGAGCUAGGUGACCGGAAAGGUUGAGGCUAUGACAUUCUCACACCGGGAGAUGGAGGAGGAUGGGUCUAAUCACGGCGGGUCUGAAACAGGUGUCGGCUUGGAUGGUAAGGUGUAGAAGUGGCUCAGCUGUUCAACCACUAGUGUUAUGUGGUGAUGCGAGGCAACGAGGUGGACGGCAAUGCGUCUCAUGUAGCCCACUAACAUCCGUAACGGGAGUGAAGGUGGCAUAGACACAGAUUUUGGUAGGGGAAUAUAUGCUUAAUAGAUUGGAUUGGAU